AUGAAAUUUAUAUAUUUAGUCAUUUUGGGAAUAGUCAUUGUGGAAAGUAGAUAUUAGUUCACUUUUUCAAUGAAUUCAGCAGAUAUUUAUAAUGCAACACUACAAUUUAGAACAGAUGCCUAUGUAAGUUAACUCAGUCUUAGAUGUGAUGUAUAGUAUUUACUUAGUCUUAGAAUCUUACUUACGAUGUUUGGAAAUCAUACAACUAUUAGUAUCUUGAAGUAUCUGCAUCACAAAGAAGAGCUUAUGAGUGUUCUGACACUAAUUUCACUCUUACAGUCUCCAAUGAUUUCAAUAAUGAUGAGAUCGUAAUCUCAGUUUAUGAUGCAAACUUCUAUAAGGAGAUAUCUAGAUUCAAUUUUUUAUCAAAUAAUACAAAUACUCCUUAAUAAACAUUAACUGAUAACUAAGCUUAUUUAAAGUCUCUUAGUUAUACUAUGAAUGAUUUUAAGAUUACUCUCUAUUCUCCUUAAGCAAUUUAUAUGGAGAUAUUUAAAUGUUAGAAUUCAUACAGUUAGUUAUCUGUAAAAGGCUAUGAUUAAAAUAUGCUUUACCAUAAUGUGAGUAAAAUGUCUUAUAAAAAUGCCUUUUUUGAUGUUAUUGAUGCUAAUAAUGGAGAUUAUUAUUAUAGAUUAUCAUAGAGUUCCUAUUCUUCACCUGAUGUAUUUAUUAAGGUAAUUUUAAUAAUUUAUUUAAUUAGUAUUAAACUGCUCCUUCAUAUUCAAUUGAUCAUACAAAAAUAAAGGAAUAUGGUGACAAAUAUUAUACUCUUAGUGGAUAUGUGAGUCAAGGAAAAAUACAUGUUUCAAUUCCAUGUGUUUAAGUUACAAAGAAUGAAAAUGUUGAAUUUCAUGUUACAGUGAGUUAAGAUUCAUAUGAGGGCAAUUACUUUACUUGUAUCUAAGGUGAUAAAAGUCUAUAUAAUCAAUAUGCAUAAAACUAUUAUUCUGAAUUUAUAACUUUCUAUUAGAAUAGAAGUUAUGGAAGUGAAAAUAUUGAAAUCGAUUUUCCUAAUUAAGAACCUGGAUGGUAUAAUGUUAGAGUUUCAGCUAUAGUGAAUCAUGGUUAUAUUAAAUAAACAAUCACUUAUGAUAAACUUAUAAUCUAUUAAGAUUAUAGGAUUUUCCCAGACACAUUAUUAGUUCAUGUUUUGGCCCCUAUUAUUGUUUCUUGUAUUGCUUUGAUAGGUUUGAUUGUUGGAUCAUGUAGAUUUUCAGCCAAAAAGAAAAAGAUGCAAUAAUAAGACUUAUUGCAAUAGUAUUAAAACAACAUAAAUCAUAAUAUACAAAUUUAAAGUCAUCCUUCAUAUUGA
This is a messenger RNA of Paramecium pentaurelia, 1312 nucleotides long. Lineage: Eukaryota; Ciliophora; Oligohymenophorea; Peniculida; Parameciidae. The record is from the annotation of a GenBank genome assembly.